AGUUUAUGACCAAAGCGAGUGCUGUUGUCUGUUUGUUUGUUUGUUCUCCUUUUAUAAAAUCUCUCACUUCCACCAUCCAUCUCUCUGAUACUUGACCACACAGACAGACAGACAGAGAGUUUUCUUCUCUUCAUCCGAGUUUCUUCUAUUUCAGGCAGGUUAGAAGGAGAGAGAUGGCGUUUGUGACCACUGCAGAAGUUUGUGACGCGAAUCAAGAUCUGAUCCGUAGUGGUCAGCUCCGAGCUCUGCAACCCUCUUUCCAAAUUUACGGUCGUCGUCAAAUAUUCUCAGGUCCUGUUGUUACUGUCAAAGUGUUUGAAGACAAUGGCUUGAUCCGUCAGUUUCUCGAAGAGAAAGGCAAUGGAAGAGUACUUGUGGUGGAUGGUGGAGGAAGUUUACGCUGUGCUAUACUCGGAGGAAACCCAGUAGUACAAGCUCAGAACAACGGAUGGGCGGGGAUCAUAGUAAACGGCUGCAUCAGAGACGUUGACGAGAUCAACGGUUGCGACAUUGGGGUGAGAGCUUUGGCUUCUCAUCCCAUAAAGGCUAGUAAGAAAGGACUCGGUGAACAGAGAGUCCCUCUCAACAUAGCAGGCACUAGGAUUUGCGAUGGCGAGUGGCUUUAUGCAGAUACCGAUGGUAUCCUUGUUUCUCAUAUCGAACUAUCGGUUUAGAGACCAAGGAAGAACGUGUUACUUGAUUUGUUUGAACUUUGAAAUGUUGAAGGAAAGCUUUGUCGGUAAAAAUUGCAUCUUUUUGUCGUUUUGUGGUAAUAAUGAAGAAAACGUUUCUCUU
This is a messenger RNA of Raphanus sativus (radish), 795 nucleotides long. Its product is annotated as putative 4-hydroxy-4-methyl-2-oxoglutarate aldolase 2. The coding region runs from base 174 to 674 and encodes 166 amino acids. Gene Ontology annotation, biological process: regulation of RNA metabolic process. The record is from RefSeq and is a predicted model, not a curated record. Lineage: Eukaryota; Viridiplantae; Streptophyta; Magnoliopsida; Brassicales; Brassicaceae. The transcript is spliced from 3 exons. Gene Ontology annotation, molecular function: ribonuclease inhibitor activity.